UAGCUAGGGUUGGGACGGAGAAAGAACAACGGAGAUAGCGAGAGAGAAUUGAGAGAGAGAGAGAUGGUAGGAAGGGAAUACGAUUUGAUCGGGAACCCGGUGGGAGCAGUGAGGUCGACGUUCGAGAAAGCCAUGAGAGCGGGGGAGCCCCCAUUUCUGGUCGACGGAAAAGACUGGGGAGCCACUCAGCUCUUCCGCCAAUUCCUCUUUGAUCAACCAUCACCUCCUUCUAUGAGUUCAAUUCCCAUACUUGACCGUACAACUCUCCCUCACCUUCAACCCAAUACACUCGUUCGUUAUCGAGGAAUGAUUCAAGACAUGCUCGGUAAUGAGUUCUAUGUCGGCGCUCACAAGGAUGGUGGAACUUGGACAACCAACAAGUUCACUGACGUUUCUCAUCUUCCUUCUGAGGCUUUGUCUGAUUCUCGCAUUUGGGAGCGUAGAUUGCUCUACUGUGUUCCCGUACCAGGUCAGAAUAUAUGGGCCGAAACCUAUUCUGAUUUUGUGACGAGUCCUUGUUUGAAUAAUACGUCUCCACACGGGGAAAAGCGUCAGAGGGAAGAUUGUGCUGACAUGGAUAUCCAAGCAUCAGAUCAAGACUUUCAGGAUUCUACUUGUAUGAAAAAGAUGCGAGAGAACAUGCACUCUUCCCAGUUAUGUCCGAAAGAGCGUAUUUCGGAGGGAUCUACUUCUAAUUCCGACAUGGUGCCUAAUUUUGACAUCAAAUCUUUGCCUUGUGUAGUUAAGAUAUAUGACACUCCGGAGUCUGAAUUGAAGCUGAAUGACGUUAUUGAGUUUGUUGGUCUUCUUACUUUUGAUCCGAAGCUUGCCGCAGAUGAUGAUACUUUUGAUGAGUUAUCGGAUGGGUUGUGUGAGGAUGCCUUGAUUCAUCUACCUCCUAGCAAGGUACCUCGUCUUCAUUGCAUUGUACACCAGAAGCUCACUAGUCAUGACUUCCUUUCUGGUUCACUAAUAUUGGAGCCAAAAUCCAGUAUGGUGAAGGGAGUGCGGGAGUCACUUUUGGGCCAUCUUACUUCUGUUCUGGGAAAUGAUGAGCUGGCUGCUCAUUUCAUGUUACUGCACCUUUUGUCUGGGGUGCAUACUAGGGUUGGAUUGGUGGCUGUUGGCAAGUUGUCAUUGAAUCUUACUUGCUUUAAUAAGGAAAUUUUGACUGUGUUUGGAAAUCGGAUCAAAGCUGCAGUUGCAAAUCUUGUUCCCUUUACUAUGUGUAUGCCUCUUACAAUAGAUCAUUUGAACAGUGUGUCACUUGCCCCAUCUAAGGAUUACAAUACAAACAGACUGGUGCCCGGGCUUUUGCAGCUAACUGAAGGUACCCACUUAACAGUAGAUGAGACUCAGUUACAGACUGGUACUCUCAACUCUGUUGGGGUUGAGAAUAUAAGAUUGCUAAAAAUCCUGUUAGAGUCCCAGAAGGUGGACUAUGAUUUUAAGUAUUACAAAAUGGAGAUGGAAGCAGAUACUCAAGUGUUGAUUCUAUCAGAGGGGAAAUCAAACAUCUUGCCAGCUGAUGUCAUUCUGCCUUUCCGCCCACAACCCCCUCGUGUUUCUGAUUGUGUGGACAUGGAAGCACUAAAAGCUUGGAGAUGCUACUUGGCGACUUUUAGAUCGUUGCAGCAUUCUAUCGACUCAGAAAUGCAGAAGAGGGUAGAAGAUGACCUAGUUGCAGCUAGGCAAGCAAAUCGAAGCUUAGGCAGCUCAGACUUUAGCAGAUUACUAACUAUGGGGCGUCUGGUUUCAAUGAGCUUUGGUGAAACAUGCUUGUCGUUAGAACAUUGGCAAAUGGUAAAGGAAUUGGAGAGGCUGAGAUGCGAGAGGUCAAACCAAUGAAAAUAGUUGGACAUUAGUUUAGAUGUGUAAUUUGGUGCAUUAUGUAAUUCAAAAAAGAAAACGAAUACUUACAGGGCUCUAUGGUGACUUUAUGACAUCUAUGAUAAUUUUCAAGAA
Molecule: messenger RNA, 1965 nt
Organism: Daucus carota subsp. sativus
Lineage: Eukaryota; Viridiplantae; Streptophyta; Magnoliopsida; Apiales; Apiaceae
Product: mini-chromosome maintenance complex-binding protein
Exons: 13
Coding region: 64-1848 (594 amino acids)
Biological process (GO): DNA-templated DNA replication
Molecular function (GO): chromatin binding
Source: RefSeq, a predicted model, not a curated record